AUAGGGAGGCUGGGAACAGCAGCGCUGUUCGGACCGGAGCAGAAUAAGAGACUGAGAAACAGUCGGUUUUAAGAAAGGUGUGGAUAUAAAAGACCAUUUCCAGUUAAAGGCUCCACCUGCCAUGGAAGCACUUGUAGAGCGACUGGAACAGGCUGUAAUUCGGCUCGAGGUGGCUUCAGCCAAGCUUCAUGGUUGCUUUGAGAACCUGACUAAUGGUGAUAUUAAUGGACAUGAUGGUGAAUCACAGUGUCUGGAUGCAUUUGACGAUUUACUGAAAGGUCCUCUGUCUGAAUACCUGAAGAGCAGCCAGAGUAUUGGAGGCGAUGUGGCAAAACAUGCUGAGAUGGUGAACAACGCUCUGCAGGUACAGAGGGCCUUCCUGAAAUUAGCCACCACACACCAGGAACCUGCACAGACAGAGUUGGCAGAUCUCCUAAGGCCAAUCUCCGAGCAGAUUGAGCAGAUCCAGAACUUCAGGGAAAAGAACCGUGGAAGUAAUCACUUCAACCACCUGUCUGCUGUCAGCGAGAGCAUUUCUGCACUGGGAUGGGUUGCAGUGAGUCAAAAACCAGGACCCUAUGUAAAGGAGAUGAAUGAUGCUGCUAUCUUUUAUACCAACAGAGUUCUCAAAGACUACAAAGACAGUGAUCCCUGCCAUGUAGAGUGGGUGCAUUCUUACUUGAGUAUCUGGACUGAAGUGCAGACCUAUAUCAAACGGCAUCACACCACCGGACUGGUCUGGAGCAAGACGGGUCCUGUAGCCCCUUCAUCCUCUGCUGCUAAAUGUCCUCCACCUCCACCUCCACCACCACCUCCACCUGCGUUCCCAGACGAUGAUCAAAAGCCGGAAAACACAGCAGCUCAGCGUUCUGCCCUGUUUGCUCAGCUCAACCAAGGGGAGGCUAUUACUAAAGGGUUGAAGCAUGUGUCUGAUAAGGAGAAGACCCAUAAGAACCCCACUCUUCACUCUCAGGGUGUAUGCAAUGCCUCUCCCUCAAAAGCCAGAGUUCCCAGCUCCUCCACUCCUGCACCAGCCAAGAAACAUUCCCCGAUACUGGAGCUGGAGGGAAAGAAGUGGAGGGUGGAAUACCAGGAACAGGUUCAUGAUCUGGUAAUAGACGAGACAGAGCUCAAACAGGUGGUUUAUGUCUUCGGCUGCAACAACUCCACUCUUCAGAUUAAAGGCAAAGUGAAUUCCAUCAUAGUGGACAACUGCAAGAAGCUUGGACUUGUGUUUGACAACGUGGUUGGAAUUCUUGAAAUUAUCAACUCCGGAGACAUUAAGCUCCAGGUGGUGGGAAAAGUGCCGACUAUUUCCAUCAAUAAGACAGAGGGAUGCCACGUCUACCUUAGUAAGGAGUCUCUUGACUGCGAGAUUGUCAGUGCCAAGAGUUCAGAAAUGAACAUCCUGGUUCCUCAAGACGAUGAUGAUUAUAGAGAGUUUCCUGUGCCGGAGCAGUUUAAGACCGUUUGGGAUGGGUCCAAGUUGGUGACGGAGCCUACAGAGAUUGCUGGUUGAUAGAUGGCUUUACUAGUCUUUCCAUGUCAUUGUGACUGCUAGCACAUAUCACCCAGAUCACUCGGCACUAAUCUUCUACACACAGACGGGUCUUAGUCCCAAAUUACAGUUAAUAGCCAGCCUCGUAGCAUUAAAAAUUCUUUUGUGAUAGGUCAUUCAAUGGAGCAUAAAUUAGUGGUUGAACUGCAUAUAAUACAAUUAUUAAAUUUAGCUCAGAUAAUUGUGACUGAAGCCGAAAGCUUCUAAAUAAUAGAGGUUUUUUUAACUGAACCUUUCUCAGUUGUAGGAAUCAUCUCAGAGUAAAAACCAAAACUGAUUAGGACUACUUUAACAAGAACAACUGCUUGUAACAAUGAAUAUCUAGUUGUUCCAGAGCAACUUUAAAUGCCAGUCAUGUUCAUUUUGUUUUCUUUUGUAAGCUGUAUUUGUGCCCACAGUUCAUUUUAUUUGUGUUUAAAUAAGAAUUCUCUGUUGGUACAGUGUUUCUCAGACUCGUAUAGAGACCAAUUCUAAAUGAAAAAAUCUGUUGACUAAAAAAAGACAAACAACCUCAAACAAAAAUAUACUUUAAGACAUUAUGAGCAAGGAAAUGAGUGCCACAGUGAAUUCUUAUUUAUUUUCUAUUGAAACAAGUUGUAUGUACAAGUUUUAAUAUCAUUUUGGUCAUAGAUUAAGAGGCAGUAUGGAGAUUUUAAUUAGUUGACAUAUUGAGUAACUAGAUCGUCAUACUGUGCCAUAAUUGUCAUACACUAAUAUAGAACAAUUAGAUUUGCUUUUAAAUUGUUUGAUAUAACAGUGACAAUACCAUAAUAUAAUAACAUUUUAAGCACACAAAAGACUUUUUUUUAUGGUAAUGUAAUUUACAAUACAAAGAUUUCAUUUAUUCUUAUAGCACUCUAUGAUUCAGAAUGGCUUACAGCACUGACCCAAAACAAACAUCAGUUAAGUAUUGUAUGAGAAAAUCAUGUCGUCCUAGUAGUGCUGAUCAUAAUACUUUCCAAAUGUGGUCUCCUAGCAUAGAGUUCAUUAAUAAUAAUCAUCUCAAAUUGUUCUUUUUUCUAUUUACAAGGAAUAAAAAUACAAUACAAAUCAUCACUGCUUGGCUUCUUAGAAUGAUAAGAGGAAUAAAACUAAUGGAAAGUUGCUUAAUUUUAAGAGGAAAGAGGCUACCACCAGAAAAUGUAGUUAAACUUUGCUUCUCUUCAACACUGUGUCACAUGGAGCCUUUGCAUACUGCCUUCUGAAUAUUUGGUCAAAAUAGUGACGUUCAUUUCAUUGUGGCAGAACUUUGGCGAUGGUAUUUUCUAACCAAUCAUUGUGGAGUCAUUGUGGAGUUUAUGUAGUUAAUUGUUGUUCUUGAGAACUCCAGUUAGUCUGUCAAAAUACUUCUGCAGCCUGUUUAGAAAGAAACUAAGCUUAAUAAUGCAGUUAUGGCGUUUUGGCUGUGUGGAACUUAAACUCACUACAGUCUGGUCACUAAGCACUGAACCUUGUGAUGCAGAAGUUGAGGGCUUUUUUAUUUUUAAUUGUAUUGUUCUACUGUAUCAUUAUUUUCCUGUAUUCUUAUCCAUUUUGCUUAUUAUGUCUGACUACAUAAAUACACUUAAAUAUGGAAACUGUACAACACUUGAUGAAAUUGUGGCUAUUCAUAUCAUGAGAUUUUAUACAACGGUGUCACGAGUAUGAACGUGGCUUUUUGGCUUCUUUUGGACGUGAAUUAUGGAACUCAAAGAAUCUUGUUGUAAUUAAAUGUAAUUAAUUAAUCAAGACUCAUUUCUUCAAGCCUGGUUCACUGUAGCACAUAACUAGGCUGAAAUAAUAUUCCACAGUGUUUUGAUCCACUAGUGUAAACCCAAUUGUAUUUACACAGUAUAUUUUCACAGUAGUGCUAUAAUAAAGCAUAAUAAAUCUUA
This is a messenger RNA of Trichomycterus rosablanca, 3432 nucleotides long. RefSeq names its product cyclase associated actin cytoskeleton regulatory protein 2 (gene cap2). The record is from RefSeq and is a predicted model, not a curated record. Bases 122 to 1519 code for a protein of 465 amino acids. Gene Ontology annotation, biological process: cell morphogenesis; actin filament organization; cytoskeleton organization. Gene Ontology annotation, molecular function: actin binding; adenylate cyclase binding. The transcript has 13 exons. NCBI's taxonomy places the organism in Eukaryota, Metazoa, Chordata, Actinopteri, Siluriformes, Trichomycteridae. Gene Ontology annotation, cellular component: cytoplasm.